AUGGCCCCGAACAGGAAGAAGAAGAAACCCUCUUCGAACCCAUCCAGAGGAUUCACAACAGUCUCUGUCCCGUCAAAGUCAAAGGCGACUGGAUCUACAACAUCACUGUCCUCGACUGCGCCAGUGGGACACCAGGAAGCGUCAGAAACCCCGACUGAACCACCAUCACAAGCUUCCAUUGGGUCACAGCCUCAGCCUUCGCUUCAGGAAUUGUCUCUAGAGGAGCUCCAAAAACAUCUUGAGGAUGCUGAACUUCAAUUUCUGGUUGAAAAAUAUGGCGUCAAGUGCAAGAAUGAUGCUUCUCGCCAAGUUCUUAAGUUGGAGACUGAGAAGCGUAUCCUGCGACCCCAAGCAUCCAUUCUAAAUGUGACCGACUGGUUGUCCCCUUCCAUUUUGAAUAAAAUCAAUGAGAUGGAGAAAAUGGAGGUAAAGAAGUCCGUCGAGCAGGCUUCCAGACCCGAAACAGAGGAGGGCCAGAUACUCUCUUCGGGGGAGGACCUCUGUAUAAAACUUUGGACCCUUCGACACACUCUUCUAGGUUUGAAUUUUGCGCCGGAGGAUGUUGAAAAAACUCUGAAAAACUGCCUACAGUUUUGCUUCAACGAUCCAGCAGCUAGGAAGGAUCUUAUAUGGGGCUUAGAUCAAUCUAUUGAAUGGCUUGCCAGGCAUUGCGACGAGAAGAACCUACCCCAAUAUGACGAGCCUAAGCCCAACCACUCAAAUAUCAGGAGGGAAGCGUCCUCAUUUGAGAAGGGUAAACUGGGUUCAAAUCCCUCAAGCACGGGUUAUAACACCCCUAGCGAUACUCGUUCAAGUCUAAGGAAAAUGGAAAGGGAAACACCCCUGAAUCAGUCAAGCUACAACUCUGAUGAGUCUGAUACCAACCCAGACUCUCUGGUUCCUAAAUAUAUUAAUCUCCAUACACAGCUCUACAUGCAACAACCAGAUUUGUUUAAUCGGACGAAGAAGGGAAAAACAAAAGUAAUUUCGUCAUCCACUUCAGGGGAUGACAGAACCCAGCACCUUACAGCCGCGUUGAAAAGAAAUUUAGCAAAAAUCGAAAACGACAUUCUAUUCGAUCACGAUCGGGCUGAAGAGCUAUGGGGGGAAAAGCUAAAUGAGCUAAGGGAAGAUACUGCGAAACACUUACGGAACGCAGCUAAAGAGCGUCCACUAGUGACUCCUCUUACCAAGCCACAGGAGCCUAAAGUUCUAGACGUUUCUGAUACGUUGAUAGAGCCAAUACUGCCUGAUUCGAACGAUAACGAUGAUAUUUUUGGAAACUUAUUUAGCACUGAUGCAGACGGUUCUUCUGCAGUGGUUUCGAAUUCUAAUUGGAAUGGCAAUUCAUCAAUUAGAAGCAGAGACUUUGGCAAACAAGCAGGAUUGAAUCCGCGACGGAUUCUCGAAGAAGCUUGCCGGGCAAGGGACUCUGCAUGGAACAUAGUGUAUAGAGAUGUUUCCUCAACAUCCUUUUCUCAUCGCAAGGAAGUUGAAAUUAGAUGGUCAAAAGCACAAGACCCGCCACCUCCAGUGCGCUUGGACGACAUAUCGUACAGAGGUGGCUCACAUUCAGUAUGUGUGUCAAUGGUGUCAAUUUCAACUCCUACCGCCCUGCAGGCUGAGUCGUACAUUUCAACGGUGGCUCUUUUCAUCUUAUUUUCCCAUUCUCAGAAAGAGGGAAAGGUUUACAUGAGACUGCCUGCUGUAUGGCGAGAUCUGUGGGAUGAAUUCGUUACUGUUAAGAAGAAUCAGGAAGAUGAAGCCGACAAGGAUGUUCUGAGAGCCCUUCAAAAAGUAGUCCAAGAAAAAAUGGAAACAUUAGAGGAUGAUAUUGUGCUUUUGGAUAAUUUCCGAAAACGGAACAGUGGAAUCAACCCCCCCCUCCUGCAAGGGGCCAGUCAGCCAAAUCAAGCUACGAAGCCUGCAGAACAGCUCCGAAAGCUCUGGACGGAUAGAUCCUCAACCUCCUCUUUCGCAGCUAUGGAGUCUUCAAGAAAAACGCUACCUAUAUGGAAGUUCAAAGACCAGAUCUUAGAAACCCUUUCUACCAACCAAGCCAUAAUUAUCUGCAGUGAAACAGGGAGCGGGAAGAGUACCCAAAUUCCUUCAUUUUUGCUGGAGAAUGAGCUGUUGUCAGGCCGAAACUGCAAAAUUUACGUUACAGAGCCGCGACGCAUUUCAGCCAUAUCAUUAGCCAAGCGAGUGAGCGAAGAGCUUGGAGAGGAUAACAAAGCAGUAGGAACCAGUCGCUCGCUCGUUGGAUAUGCCAUUAGAUUAGAGAGUAAAAUUUCAAGCUCAACACGACUAAUAUUUGCGACAACAGGGGUAGUUGUAAGGAUGUUGAAACGACCUAACGAUUUCCAGGAUAUUACCCAUCUAGUAUUGGACGAGGUGCAUGAACGUACAAUCGACAAUGAUUUUCUUUUAAUUAUCCUUCGCAGGUUAAUGCAAGACAGGCCAGAUCUGAAGCUUGUGUUGAUGUCGGCCACCGUUGACGUGGAAAGAUUUUCCAAAUAUUUCCAUGGUGCCCCUGUCUUGAAUAUCCCCGGUCGGAUGUUUCCUGUGGAGGUUAAGUACCUUGAGGACGCAAUUGAAGCUACAGGGCACCAUCCAACCGACGAUCAGCUCUCUGCACCCGUAUAUGACAGCGAUGACCCAUUAAACGAGAAUGCCGAAAAUCCUACGGUAGAUUUUGCAUCCUCUCUGGCAGGUUACAGCAGACAAACCCGAGACACUGUACUUGGAUUUGACGAAUACCGACUAGACUAUAAACUGAUAGUAAACCUCCUUUUGGCGAUUGCAACCAAGAAAGAAUUUGAGCGGUAUAGCAAGGCCAUUCUCGUAUUCAUGCCGGGGAUGGCAGAGAUAAGGCGGCUCAAUGACGAAAUCUUAUCUGAACCGCUGUUCAACAACCGAAAGUGGAUUAUUCACGCUCUACACUCUUCCAUGGCUAGCGAGGAUCAAGAGAGCGCUUUUCUCACCCCUCCAAAGGGCCUAAGAAAGAUCGUAAUUGCCACUAAUAUCGCUGAAACAGGCAUUACAAUUCCAGAUAUUACAGCAGUCAUUGAUACAGGCAAAAACAAGGUUAUGCGAUUCAACGAGAAGAGUCAGCUAUCCAAAUUAGUAGAAUCUUUCAUAUCGCGGGCGAAUGCCAAACAACGUCGAGGCCGCGCCGGUCGAGUACAGAGUGGACUUUGCUUUCAUUUAUUCACGAAGUAUCGCCAUGAUCGAUUGCUUGCCGAACAGCAAACACCAGAAAUGCUCCGGCUUUCGUUACAAGAACUCGUCCUUUGGGUGAAAAUAUGUAAUCUAGGAGACGUCGAACAGACACUUUCAGAAGCCAUCGACCCCCCAUCGUCCAAGAACAUACGCCGUGCCAUUGAGGCACUUAAAGAGGUCAAAGCAUUGACGAGUAAUGAGAAUUUGACUGUGCUUGGGAGACAACUUGCGAAGUUACCUUUAGAUGUCCUUCUCGGAAAACUUAUUAUCUAUGGGGCUUUUUUUAAAUGUCUAGAUAGCGCAGUCAGCAUCGCCGCGAUCCUAUCAUCGAAAUCUCCAUUCGUCAACACUGUCGGUUCUAACUCCCAAAGGGAACUUGCGAAGUUGUCAUUUAAACGGGGAAACUCGGAUCUUCUUACCAUUUACAAUGUGUAUUUAGCAUGGAAACGCCACAGAAGUACUCCAGGGAUGAGCGAAUACGCGUUUUGCAGGAAAAACUUCCUGAGCCCACAGACGUUGCUCAACAUCGAAGACAUAAAAUUGCAACUCUUAGUAUUGAUUGUUGAUGCUGGACUAAUCAUACUAGAUUCUGCUGAACAGGAAUCUCUGAAAAGAGCCCGCUUUACUGACCGCCAACGCCACUUCUUUACCGUGCCCAAAUGGGCAGAUAUCAACAGUGCGAAUGACAUAAUCAUAAAUUCAGUGAUUGCAUGGAGCUUUUAUCCCAAACUACUCAGUCGCGACGGGAAAGGCUGGAGAAAUGUGGCCAAUAAUCAAACGGUGUCGCUCCACGUAUCCUCCGUGAACCAACGGCUCGAUGCCCCCUUGGAAUGGCUUUCCUUUUAUCACAUCAUGCAGUCUCGCAGUCGAUGUUUAAAUGCCCGUGAAACGAGCCCGGUGGAGGACUUUGCAAUUUCAUUGCUGUGUGGAGAUGUCGAGUUCAAGCUAUUCGCUGGCAUCAUCGCCUUGGACGGCGCCCGCAUCAGGUUCUCCGUCAAGGAUUGGAAAUCAAUGCUAGCUAUAAAGGCACUCAGCACUCGAAUACGAAAUAUUCUAUCCACCAAUAUUCGUAACCCGCAAAAGGAAUUGGCACCCAACGAACAGCGUUGGAUUGAUUUGUGGCAACAGGUAUUUUCAGAAGCGUGGGAACGGGAGCUUGCGAAGUAG
Molecule: messenger RNA, 4389 nt
Organism: Paracoccidioides brasiliensis Pb18
Exons: 10
Coding region: 1-4389 (1462 amino acids)
Cellular component (GO): intracellular anatomical structure
Molecular function (GO): RNA binding; ATP binding
Source: RefSeq, a predicted model, not a curated record